CAUUUUUCUUUCCAGAACAUAGGUGAGUGGCGUAUGGCCGCUCAAGCUGCCAGCAACCCAGAGAAGGUUGCAGAAAAUGGGCCACUCAGAGUCUUCUUGAGAGACAUCCAGUGUAAAGACAGACAAUGUAACUCUGUCUCCUUUAAUUUCUGGAUGAAAAACAAUGGAGUGUGUGAAAAGUUGUCCGCAGUCGGAAACAGAGCACCUGGUUCUGAAGAAUACACCACUUCUUUCGCAGGAGAAAAUUACUUCAGUUUCUGCUAUCAGUCCGAUAACGUGUUGGUCAUCUGUGUCCGGAACACCGAUGAAACUGGAACCGUCACAGAUGUGGUUGAAGCUGCUAUAAGACCUGGCUAUGAACCCACUGACGCCGAUCGCAAAAUGUACGAAAAAUUGGUUAAGAAACACGGGAUUCCCAAAGAAAACAUCAUGCGUACCCUAUCCGAAGAUACCUGCCCCCAGUAAGAAGAGCUGUUGGACAUCUCGAGAUCAUGAUGACAGAACGCAGCAUCAUCUCAGAUACCCGAAUCAUGAGUCAAAUUGUAAUUCCUUCUUUCCCGCUAUCAUCGUGACCUCAGCCCGUGUUUUUCUCUUCCUUCAUUUCUCACCCUCUAUUUUAUCCCAUUGGAUGCCUAAAUUAAUAAACUGAUUAUUCUAUGCACAAA
This is a messenger RNA of Sorex araneus (European shrew), 665 nucleotides long. Its product is annotated as odorant-binding protein-like. The record is from RefSeq and is a predicted model, not a curated record. The transcript is spliced from 6 exons. The coding region runs from base 34 to 465 and encodes 143 amino acids. NCBI's taxonomy places the organism in Eukaryota, Metazoa, Chordata, Mammalia, Eulipotyphla, Soricidae.